Messenger RNA from Cololabis saira (Pacific saury), 3918 nucleotides. It is a transcript of the gene cracr2aa, whose product is annotated as calcium release activated channel regulator 2Aa. Gene Ontology annotation, molecular function: calcium ion binding; GTPase activity; GTP binding. The transcript has 18 exons. NCBI's taxonomy places the organism in Eukaryota, Metazoa, Chordata, Actinopteri, Beloniformes, Belonidae. The record is from RefSeq and is a predicted model, not a curated record. The coding region runs from base 299 to 2497 and encodes 732 amino acids.
AACCAAACCACCGCUGCACCGACAACCACCUGCAAGACGACGGGGCUGUCACAGAGACACUCAAUGACUUCUUCCAACUUUAGUUACAACUUAUUUAUCCACUCAUUCACCGGUCUGAUCUACUAAUUAAAGAGGUGGUUGCUAAGAGAUGACACUCAGUGACAUUGGUGAAAGCCUCGGAUGCAAAGCAGCCUGAAACUCGACUUCUCUGAGCGCCCUUUCCCCCAGCCUUCAGUCUAUACCUAGCUCAUGUGAAGGACGCAGGAAACGCUCUCACAACAAGACAGUCACAGAUACCAUGUCAGGUAUGACUGCUCCAUGCGCCAACAUCAAUACCACAGGCACCACCGUGGUCCAGACUGCAUGGCAGAGGCGAGAUAACAGCCAGGAAAUGCAGACAUGGGAGAAUCACGGGAGCAGUGCAAAUGGAGAUGUGGGACAAAACACCUUCCUGGAAAAAACCCCUGAGUUCUUCCAGAUGUGUGACAUCGAGAACAAAGGCCACAUCACCCGACGAGACAUGCAGAGACUGAAUGGUGAGCUGCCUCUUAGUGAAGAGGAGCUGGACAACGUGUUUGAUACCCUUGACUCUGACGGCAAUGGAUACCUCACUCUUGAAGAGUUCUCCUCUGGCUUUAGUGCUUUCUUAUCUGGCCGGAGGAUUUCUGUUGGAGAAAGCAGUGGGGAGAAAAACCCCAGUAAGGACCUGCUGGAAGUCCUGUACCAAACGCAUUGGGAAGAGAGUACGGCAAGAGGAGAUGAGGAUGAGGAGGAGAAACAUUUCUGCAUGCUCAUGGACGGUCUUGACGCCAAAAGUGUCUUUGAGGAUCCUGUGGAAGUACGGAGUCUGUGGACCCAGUUGCGGCGGGAUGAACCUCACCUUUUAUCCAAUUUUGAAGACUUCCUUGCCAGAGUAACAUCGCAGAUCACGAAAGCCAACCAGGAGAAGAAGGAGAUGGAAAGUGCUCUCCAAAGGAAAGCAGCAACGCAUGAUCAUGACAUCCAGCGCCUGUAUGAAGAAAUGGAGCAGCAAAUAAAAAAUGAAAAGGACAGGAUUGAACUACAGGACUCUGAGCGCUUUCUGUCUCGCAGCCAAGACCUGGAGCUGCAGCUGUCCAGAAAGGAAAAGGAGCUAGAGCAACUUUUCCAAAGGCAGAAAAAGUUGGAGUGUCAGUGUCAGGAACUUCACAGCGAGCAACACGACACCAGAGUGGAGAACGUAAAGCUGAAACAGACGAAUCUUGAGUUGGAACAAGAGCUGGAGCUCAUCAGCCAGGAGCUGAACUUGGCUCAGGAGCAGCUGAGUUUAUUACACAAGCAGUCCACACGACUUCACGAGGAGAAAGAGAUGGAAAUAUACAGAGUUACUGAAACACUCACGAGAGAGAGAGCAGGCCUUCUGAAGCAGCUGGACCUACUGAGAGAAAUGAACAAACAUUUGCAAGAUGAAAGAGAUAUAUGCUCUCAGAAACCAAAGAAUUCUAAGAAAACCCACGGCUUGAACUCGAUGGCUCUCAACAACAGCAUGAAGCACACAGACUUCUUCAGAAGUGACAAUGAGGGAGAGUUUACUUCCAGUUCGCCGAGGGCGACCCUUAUUGGUGGUUCAUCGCUGCCAUCUUUGCAAACCGCGGCUCGAGGGCACCUUCAGAGGAUCAUCUCAAUUGAGGAAGACCACCUCCCCCAAUUGCUGAAUGGCUGUCAGCUCCAAACACCUCUCCAGAAAUGUCAUGAAGGAGAGGAAAACCCGGACAUUGAAGAAACAAUAGACUUGGUGAUGAGUGAUAUUUACCCAGGUGUGUUCCCAGCCUGUCGGAAAAUGUCAGUGGAACCAAUGAAGGAAAAACAAAUCCCAACAUCUCCAAGGGGUCAGCCUGUUGGCAAGGAAACCAGCAUAAACGAGGAAAGUGGUCCCCUAGGGCCUGAUCGUCUUUUCAAAAUUGUCCUAGUGGGAAACUCCAGUGUUGGAAAAACCUCUUUUCUUCGGCGAUUUUGUGAUGACAGCUUUCACCCUGGCACUUCUGCCACUGUGGGCUUAGACUACAGUGUAAAGACGAUACAUGUGGACAACAGCCAGGUGGCGCUGCAGAUGUGGGACACAGCAGGGCAGGAGAGGUAUCGAAGCAUCACCAAACAGUUCUUUCGCAAAGCUGACGGUGUGGUUGUGAUGUAUGAUGUAACUGAUGAGCAGAGUUUUACAGCUGUGAGACAAUGGCUGACAAGUGUUAAGGAAGGUGCAGGUGAAGAUACAACCAUCCUGCUCUUGGGAAACAAAAUGGACAAAGAGAGUGAGAGACAAGUUCAGAAGGAACUGGGUGAAAGACUAGCCAAGGACGUAGAGAUGGCCUUCUAUGAAUGCAGCGCAUCGUCUGGGUACAAUGUCUGUGAGUCCAUGGUAUAUUUAGCCAGAGUUCUGAAAGAGCAAGAAGACAUAGAGAAGGAGAAGACCGUCCAGCUGGUCAGUAGCCCGUCAGGGAAGAAGAAAUCCUGCUGCUAAAAUAUAAACACUUCACACAAAGUAGCACUACCCUUUACCAAGUCACUUAGUCUGAUGAAGAAAGCACAUGUCACGGUUUAAACGCAUGGAUUGUUAGCACAACUGUUUUCAGCCAGUCUUUCAUGUGUUCACAUUUUACCGAUGUUAGUUGCACUAUUAUUGAUGGAUGGGUUUACAAUUAUUCUACAGGUUUGUGUCUUAAAAUCAAGGCAUUAAAGUAGAUAAAAAAACAACUAACCAAUGUAAUCACAAUAAACUGGAUAAGUAAAACAUAAAGAUUUUAAGAAACUUUUUUAAAUACUACAGGAUGUUUAGUCAAACUUAAAUGUAAAUCUCAGAUUUUGGAACUAUUUAUUAAUAUUAAUAAUAAAAAAGGCAAUUUACCUGUGAAAUUUGUGUUGUUUGUUUGGGGUUUUUUUUAUAUCUCCAUUGAUGUUAAAUAUAAAUUAAUUGUGAAUUGUACUAAUUUUAGACUGUUCUUUCACCUUUAGUACACAUUUAGGUGGAUGUGAUAACACAAACUGUACAAUUCAGUUCAUCAAAUAAUGUUGCAGUAUAAUGUAUCUGUUUUUAGGGUUGUUUUUUUGUUGUUGUUGUUUUUGGUACACAAGGGGACUUACUCUGUAUUAAGGCCAAAAUCACUCAUGGUGGCAUGUGACUCAUAUUACCACGGAUGAUAAAUAAUAAUAAAAAAACAGUAUACAACAAUUCACAGAAGUGCUAUUUAACGAACAAAUCAAAAUAUUGAGUGGGACAUGAGCCAGGGUCGCCAAGUUUGAAAUGGAUCUGGUUUUUGUAUCUUUUGAACAUUGUAAUAUAUGUGUUGUGCUCCAUUUUUUUUUCCUCUUUGAAACUGUAGUUGAGGAAAAUUGAGGUCACGCUGACAUUUAGCGAAGGGUUAUGUUUGUAUUAUAAUUCUUUAUAACAACUGUCUGGAAGAUGACUUGUUUGUCUGGAUUUUCUCUGGUUUUGGUGUACAUUUUCUGUCACUAACGUUGCUUCACUACUGCUAGUAUCUUGUAUGCCACUUUUUAUUUUUAUUUAUGUAUGUAUAUAUAUAUAUAUAUGUGUGUGUGUGUGUGUGUGUGUGAACAUGUAAAUAAUAUACACAAAUCCAUUGGUUUUUUAUGUGGAACACACCAAAGAACUGUUCUUCUCCACAGUACCCAGUGGGUGGGUUUGAAAACUGCAGUUUAUUCAAAUUUUAAAUUGACCAGACAACAUAUAUGAUAUCCUAAGUAGAAUAUAAAGAUGUGCAAUUAACAUGCCAAUUUAUUUGAAUAAAUUUGACUUCUUAAAUAAAUAAAUGCCAAUUUAGGAUGCAUUGAUGACUUAUAACAUCGUACUUCUUGCUUGUUACAACCUUUAUAAGAUACAGAAGAUUAAAGAAGUGAUCAAAAUAACUUAUCUGCUCUGGUAAG